CAUUUCGUUCUCCCACGGUGGAUGGAAUCGCUACCAUGUCCUCCCCAAGUUGAGAUGAUGGAUACAACUUCACUACUCUCUUACAUUCUUGUAAUGGAGGCGAAUAGACCAGAGUUUAAGGAUACCUUUGGAAUUCAUAAAGCAAAGGAGACAAUUCUCAGUAAAGAAGCUGAAGCUGACUCUAAUCAAAAGCGAUGGGUUGGGACUUGGGUCAGUCUGCUUCUAGUUUAUGCUGGUUCCUUCCUCUGUGAGUCAGUCCCUGGAAUUUCAACUUUCUCUUCUCACCUUGUAGCUCUGUCGGAUAAACUGAUUGAGUUUAAAGUCUAUGAGAUUGAAAAACAAUCUGGUGGGUUGAUGGGUUACCUGAAACGCGGAAGCAAAAUAUCACUAGUCGCAGGAGGAGGAUCACCGGCGUUGUUCUAUUAUGUAUACACGGAGCUCCCAGGAAAUCCAGUCUUAGCAUCCUCCAUUGGCAUUGUGGGGUCGGCGGCACUGACAGGGAUAAUGGGAUCACGUUACCUAAGGACGAGGAAAGUGGUACCGGCUGGAGUUGUGUCGGUGGUGUCACUCGUGAUGACUGGAGCUUACUUACACGGCCUCAUUCUCUCAAUAUCAGAUAUGGUAGCUCAAGAUGAAAAUCUCGGUGAGAGUUUGAGCAGGAAUGAUAAUAUCCUAGUGAAACUAAAGAAGGCGGCUCAAGAUGGAGAUAUAGAAAGACUCUAUGAGUUGAUAAGAGCAGAUGAAAACAUUCUAGGUCACUUUGAUAAAAUGCUUUUUUGUGAGACGCCACUACACAUUGCAACUGAAAAUGGGCAAACUCAUUUUGCCAUCGAAGUAAUGACCCUUAAGCCGUCGCUUGCUUUGAAGCUCAACGUGUCAGGUUUCAGUCCAAUGCAUUUAGCACUGCAAAACAACCACAUUCGAAUGGUGAGAGGGUUUGUGGCAAUCGACAGCAGCUUAGUCCGCAUCAAAGGAAGAGGAAGGAUUACUCCUUUGCAUCAUGUGGCUAAAAUAGGUGAUGCAGAAUUGUUGAGUGAGUUCUUGUUUGCUUGUCCUUCUUCUGUAAACGAUUUGACGAUUAAGUGUGAGACCGUUGUGCACAUUGCUGUGAAGAACCACCAGUUUAUGGCGUUUAAGGUUCUAUUGGGAUGGGUCAAGAGAGUAAACAGAGAGGAAAUCUUGGACUGGAAGGAUGAAGAUGGUAACACAGUCUUCCAUAUUGCUGCAUCGAUAAAUCAGACUGAGGUCAUGAAGUUACUGCGUAAAACCGUUAAAGUAACAGCCAAGAACUUGGAUGGCAAAACCGCGAUGGACAUACUUCAAACUCACCAGUCUCCUUGUUUGCCUGGUCCAAGAAGCCUACUCCAUAUUGCUAAAGAAAAACUAGUUUGUCGUUCCACAACAACUCUUGCAGGAUAUUUGAGCAAAGAUCUUUCGUUUAUUGAGAAACAGAACACUCUCUUGGGAUUGAGCAAAUUCAGCAUGAGUAUAGACAGUUCGCGAAGCACUAGUAACCAUUACAAAUCAAAUCUUGUGGUGGCUAUACUGAUGGUAACAGCUACAUACACGGCUGGUGUGUGUCCUCCAGGAGGAUUUUGGCAGGAGACUAAAGAUGAUCACUUCGCUGGGCAGAUGACUAUGGAUUUUAAUAAUGCUUUCAUUUUUAUUAGCCUCACUGGAUUUGCCUUCUUAUUAUCUCUUUAUGUGAUCAUAAUCCUUAUAAUUGGACUCCCCAUGUGGAAGUUAAUCUAUGGUUCAACGGUGGCUUUAGGCAUCGCUAUCUCAUCAUCGUACGCCACUAUAUUCCCGAAUCCAGAAUCUUCCACCGAGAUUUACUCAGUGAUCGUCUUCUUCUUUGCAUUCCCAUUGAUUAUACUAUCCAUGUUGCUUACUAUUUUCGUGGCAUUCUUUGUUGAUAAACGUCGCCGGCAACAAGUGGACUUCCCUGCGAGAUGCUUCAGCUCAUCACUAUGAACGUGAAGCCUUCAAAAGUCGUAACUGUUAUAUAUAUCUGGAAUCAGUUUUUCUUUUCCUUGGAAUUAUUACUACUAUUUACGAUGUUUACGGAGGCUUUCUAUAUCCAUGCGGAAGAUGUUUUGUUAAA
Molecule: messenger RNA, 2104 nt
Organism: Arabidopsis arenosa
Lineage: Eukaryota; Viridiplantae; Streptophyta; Magnoliopsida; Brassicales; Brassicaceae
Source: the annotation of a GenBank genome assembly